GUGGUGGUGACUAUGGUGGGAAACAGAGGCUGGAGCGCGGCGGUGGUGGUGGUGGUGGUGAUGGUGGUGGUGAUGGUGGUGGAGGCCGGCGUGUCCCCCGACCACCCCCUGCUGAGGAACAAACGCGCCCUUCGCCUCAACGUGCCGUGUUUGGCUAACGGAGAGUUCUACCGGAACCCGAACGCAAACCCAGAGAAAGUGUGGAGUUUGGGGGAGUGUUCCAAGUACUACUUGUGUCUUGACGACGAGGUGUACGAGUUUAAGUGCUCUGUGGGUCUUCUGUUUGACAUCAACAGGCAGAUUUGUGACUUCAAGUCUAAAGUAUUCAACUGCGACACUCAUAUACAGACAACCACUCCCAAGCCCCUGCUGUCCACGGAGGAGCCUAUGUGUAACUUCGGGGAGUACGCAUGCGCAGACAGAACCUGCCUUCCCUCGGAGCUGUUUUGCGACGGGGAGGUGGACUGCGAUGACCAAUCUGACGAAGGCUGGUGCGAUGCUGACCACGAUCCGAACGCGGCCACUCGAUGUGACUACUCCAACUGCACCCUACCGGACUGCUUCUGCUCCAGGGACGGCACGCUCAUACCUGGCAACAUGGAGCCCUCACAGGUGCCUCAAAUGAUCACUCUCACCUUCGACGACGCCGUGAACUUCGAGAACUGGAACCUGUACAAACAGAUUUUCACGGAGACACGCACGAACCCCAACGGCUGCCCCAUCCACGGCACCUUCUACAUCUCCCACGAGUACAACAACUACCAGUAUGUGCAGCAGCUGUGGAACGAGGGGCACGAGAUCGCCGUGCACUCCAUCACACACAAGGGCCCUGAAAACUUCUGGACGCACAACGCGACCAUCGAGGACUGGUUCGAUGAGUUCGUGGGGCAGGCGAACAUCAUCAACAGAUUCGGCGGCGUGAGGAUGGAGGACCUGUGGGGAGUGCGUGUGCCUUACCUGCGCGUUGGAUGGAACAGACAGUUUAUCAUGAUGCGGGAGUUCGGCUUCGUGUACGACUCGUCCAUGGCGGCGCCCUUCUCUAACCCGCCGCUGUGGCCCUACACGAUGGACUACAAGAUGCCGCACAAGUGUAUGGGCACGGGCCAGAGGUGCCCGUCCCGCUCCUUCCCUGGCAUUUGGGAACUGGUCCUCAAUCAGAUGCAGGCAGGGGAGUACUACUGCGCCAUGAUGGACCAGUGCCCACCCACCAUCGACGAGGAUGACGUGUACGACAUGCUGAUGCACAACUUCAAGCGCCACUACGACACCAACAGGGCGCCGCUCGGCCUCUACUUCCACACCAUUUGGUUCAAGGUCAAGCACAACGUGAGGGGCAUCAAGCGUUUCCUGGACGAGGUGAGGAAGCUUCCUGACGUGUGGAUCGUCAACAACCAGGAGGUGAUCAAGUGGAUGAGGGAACCCACACCCAACUCUCAACUGGCAAGCUUCGAACCCUGGAAAUGCCAGCAGCAGAUCGCCCCUGAGGACAAGGCGUGCAGCAUUCCCAAGGCGUGCAAGCUGAAGAACCGCAUGCUACGUGGGGACAGGUACCUGCACACCUGCUUCGAGUGUCCCGACGUGUACCCAUGGCUCAAGAACGAGUUUGGCCUAAGACUUUAAGCGACCAAAACAAGGUGAGGAAACACGAGGACACAGAAUAAGACACGACAAAUUUGGCCUGAGACUUUAAAGGCCCGUAUUCUGAAACGCUCUGCUCUUUCACCACGACAAUUUUCAAAGGCCACAGAGAUGAGUAACAGGAUUCUCAAGAAUGUUUCUCCUGUCGAUAAUGUAGAAAUCUUAUUAAUCUGUAACUACAAUUAUAAAACACACUUAAAAAAAAAAAAACCGUGUAACUUUAAGUAUAGUUGUUUGAAAGUACUGGAGCUGCGGCGAAGGUUUCAGAAUAUAGUUCUUAAGCGGCCAGACAGGACGAGGACGAGGGCACGAGGAAGGACAGGAUAAGGACAUGACGAGUACCCAAGAACGUGUGACCUAAGACGUGACUCAAGGACAGGACAAGGACGCAAGGAGGACAUUGAGACCGAGGCAGAUUAGAAUGAUGAAUGAUUGAUUGAUUUAAUGGCGCCGCACUAGUAAAUUAGAGAAAAGGGUUAAGAAUGAUACUUUCCUGAAUGUUUUCCUCAAUGAAUUUAUGUUUUCUGUACGUCAGUCUGUCACCAUCUCCUUGGCAUCAACAGGUAUCACAAAACGCUCACGAUACUGAUGAAAAUAGAAUAACUUAAUUUCCAGAUAAUAAAACAAGGUAAGAAUAAACUGAUGGUCUGCAAAUGUUUCAGGUAAAAUGAAAAGAACAAAAAAUAUGGUCAUGAGAUACACUAAUUCAGUAAUGUUGAGAAAAAAACCUUAGUAGAAAUUUUUUUUAAUUCGUUUUUACUUAAUAUAGCAUUCGAAGUAAGAUUUAGUUUAUAGUUACUCGUAGUGGAAGAAAUAGUCAAGCACUUAUACGUAAGCCAUUACUGCUAACAGAUCAUGAGGUUCUCUAGUUCAUUAUUGUUAGAAAUUCCAGUACUAGUUCAAGUGUGUGGAUCGUGGUGGCGGAAAAAAAAAAAAAAAACAGAAUGAAGCAGUUUUAUUUUUUUAUUUAUUUUUUAUUAAUUAUCAUCUUUUAUUUAUUUAUUUUAUUUAUUUUUCUUUAUUUCUCCACCGUUUCGACAAACACUAUUCCCUCUAAACACCGCUUGUCGAAACCUAAAAGAAAUCAAGACCUGCUGAUUAACCGUGUUUCCUCACCACCACAGUCCGCACGCUUGUCUAGUCAACGCAACUACUGCAAGUAAAUUAGUGAAUGCGUCUUGUAACACUGAAUUCUCAAAAUGUUUAGACAGACAUCAUAGCGGAAAGAUAUGAUGUAAUAAAACUUUGGUGUCAUGUCAUAUUCACUUUUGUUGUUGUUUUGUUGUUGUUGUAGUUGCUUUAGAGUUAGCAACCUAUGUUACUUAGCACCUAUGUUUAUUUCAUUUUUUCUUCUUAAAAGAUAAACAGAAGGGAUAUCACGAAUAGAUGUGAAUGACUGAAAAGUUAUCCGUCCUGCCAUGUUCCUAAGGAUGCUGUCGAGAAUGUCAAAAGAGAAGGAGAGAGCGGGGAAAAAGUUAAAUCGCCUUAGUGAUUUAUUUCUUUUUUUUUUUUAGAAAUGUAUUAAUAUUUUGUAAGAUCUUACUUUUUCGUUUCGGUGCAUGGUGAAAAUGAAAGACUUCAAGUAAAAAAAUUGUCAUUUUCCAAAUUGUCCAUUCCUUUCUUUUCUUUAUCUUCUUUUCUCUUUUUUUUCAGUGCAUGGUCAAAAUGAAGAUUAAAUGCUUAGAAAAAAGUAAAAUUUAUCGACUUGAUAAGGAAACUGUUAUUACUAUACCAGUAUUUUCUAGUUUGACUAUUAUUAUUAUUAUUAUUAUUAUUAUUAUUAUUAUUAUUAUUAUUAUCCGUUGCAUGGCUAAGUUAAGAGCAAAUAGCGAGCUUUUUCUUUAUCAGUAAUUCUGUAACUCGUCGUCUGUGCCUGUGUGUGCCCAUCUGUGUUUCUCCUGCGCCAAUUGUGUAUUAUGGAGUACUGCCCUGUUAUUUCCUUCUUAUGUAUUGUUAUCUUGUUUUAUUUUAUUUUAUUUUUUCUACAUAUUGUUAUCUUGUUUAAUUUUGUUGUUAUUUCUUUUUCAUCGGCCAGUUUGUCGUCUUCCGCUUUCGUUUCUGCGUAUUACUUGUAAAGUUUUUAAAUAUUCGCUUUUAGUAUUAUUAUUUCGUUUGUUUUGUAAAUAGCUUACCACUGUUAUUGUUUUGUGCAUUAAACUUCUAUGAGCAAUUUUUU
Molecule: messenger RNA, 3814 nt
Organism: Scylla paramamosain (green mud crab)
Lineage: Eukaryota; Metazoa; Arthropoda; Malacostraca; Decapoda; Portunidae
Gene: ChLD3
Product: chitin deacetylase 1-like
Exons: 11
Coding region: 13-1620 (535 amino acids)
Biological process (GO): carbohydrate metabolic process
Cellular component (GO): extracellular region
Molecular function (GO): chitin binding; protein binding
Source: RefSeq, a predicted model, not a curated record